Molecule: messenger RNA, 615 nt
Organism: Zymoseptoria tritici IPO323
Lineage: Eukaryota; Fungi; Ascomycota; Dothideomycetes; Mycosphaerellales; Mycosphaerellaceae
Exons: 2
Coding region: 1-615 (204 amino acids)
Source: RefSeq, a predicted model, not a curated record
AUGGCCACUCCACGCCGCGAGUUCCGCCAUCCUACAGCGGAGGACGAUUUCAUGGCCGUCGCCACUUACGACCAAGAACAACGUCUUCGGGAGGCCGAAACAGAACCCACUCAUGACUGGAGAGCCGCACAGAUUCGUCGCCUCGCGAAUCGAGUCGAGAUGUUCAACUCUGAGCGCGGUGAUAUGCAGCAGCGCACCGGCAAGGGGCCAGGUUCUCUCACCACCCUCCCUUCCGGCGUCGCUACACUCAAGCUACGCCACUCCGUUCGAUGCUGCGUGAUGUCCUUGGGGUUCUCCACUCCUAUGCACCAGACUUGGGAUGAUUUCGUCGAGUCCAAGACCUCUGCGCAGCACGUCCACACCUACAAGCUCCAGGAGAUCACCCGAAACCUCAAGACGGUGGUGAUUGACGAACCUCAUGUCCAUCAGAGUAGCUUUCGCCAGAAACAAAUGAGCGAGUGGUGCAUCAUCUGUCACGAUGAGAGAAUUGUCGUUGGAGGCGAAGCGCCCUGCGGGCAUGUGUGCUGUGCUCUCUGCAUGGUGACUACCGUCUUGGAGCUGAAGAAGUGUCCAAAAUGCAGGCACGAAGUCACGUUUGAAGAGCUGCUGUGCUGA